CUAAUUAUCAAAGUGUCAAUCAAGCCGUUUCAUAAAGGUUUUUCCAGAGACCAUAAAAUGUUGGUGUUGAGGUUUUUUGGAGACCUAUGAAACUCAUGUAGGGAACCACUUCAUGAAGUAUUUGCACAGAAUAAGCUCCAAUAAUAAUAAUAAGAAGAAGAAGAAGAAGAAAGGAUAAAAUCGGUAAGAAUAACAAUAAAUAAAAUAAAUAGCAGCUAAAUAAAGUUUCAGAGCUAGUUAAAGGCUGAGGUGAAAGGACAAGAGAGGGAGUCAGGCUGUUGAGCCCCGGGGCCCCACAAUCAUUCAGUCCGCCCCUGAAGAUCAGUCCAGGCAGCUGAAAGCUCCGGUUCAACCUGAGAGAGGAGGAGGAGGAGGAGUCAGUGCGCGCGACGGAGACUCACCUCUACAGUACCUGUCUUCGCUCACUGAGGACAGGAUGUAACCUUAAUGUCCAUGUCCAGAGAUUUCAAUGACUGACGAACCGUCGGGAUUCACACAGGUAAUAUUCCAAUGAGGAUUACUGCGCGCGCGGCCAGGUAUUACCAAAGCGCGCCACAUGAAGGAUGAAGGCGGCGCGUUGACACCGGCAGCUGCCUGUUGAUCCGCUCCGGACUUCCCCUCCACCUGAGCACGAGGACUCCGGAGCCGGGCUGAGAGGCUGCUGCAGAUGGCGCCGGAAAUGACAGCAGCAACCUUCUCUGUCCUGGAGCUCGUCCACAUGAGGCCAGGAGAGGUCUGGGUUUCCGCCAGACCCAACUGAUCCGCCAUCUCUCCGUCACUCUCAGGUGCAAAGGGGAGGCAACAUGUCUGUGACCUGCCGGAAAGCGAGGGUGUGCUACGUGAUGAUGCUCAACGUCUUCCUCUGCGUCCUGAUCGGCGUGUUACGUAACCACGGGCACGACAAAGGUGACCGCCGUGUGAUUCGAAUCCCGACCGAGACGUUUUGGCGGCAACACGCAGUGAGCGCAUCGUUCUGGAACAAGGAGCAGCAGCGCCUGGACUUCAUCUACAACCCCGUCAUCAACUCCGCGAUCUCCGGUAACUCCAUCGCCGAGCUGCCGGAUUGGCUGAACGACACCGGGCCCCUCGACCCCUGUGAACCAGACUACAGAGUCCCCACGCAGAUCGUGGACUACAACACGCUCCCGAAGCAAUUACAGGAUUUUCUUUUGCACAUGCGCUGCAGGACGUACCCCAUGAUGAUAAACCAGCGCCGCGUCUGUGACGAGAAACCCUUCCUGCUGUUGGCGGUCAAAUCCCUGACCCCGCAUUUUGACCGUCGGCAGGCUAUUCGUGAAACCUGGGGACGGGCGGGCGUCUUAGCCAAUCGGACCGUGGCGACCGUGUUCCUGCUCGGCGACACCAUGUCAGUGGACCACUUCCCAGACCUGCUGGGUAUGGUGGGCCACGAGGCGAACCUCCACAAAGACCUCCUCCAGUGGGACUAUCGGGACACCUUCUUCAACCUCACCCUGAAGGAGGUCCUCUUCCUGGAGUGGUUCAGCCAAAACUGUCCCCAGGCCCAGUACGUCCUCCAGGGCGACGACGACGUCUUUGUCAACACUUUGCGAAUUAUCGACUUCCUGGAAGGCCUGUCGGAGGUCAAGGCGAAGGAUUUGUUCAUAGGCGAUGUCAUCAGCAACGCGGGUCCACACCGAGACAAAAAACUGAAGUACUUCAUCCCUGAGAGCGUGUUUGUGGGCCGGUACCCGCCCUACGCCGGCGGCGGAGGUUAUCUGUACUCUGGGGAGUUGGCGCUACGCCUUCACAACAUCUCUCAACAGGUCGUCCUGUAUCCCAUCGAUGACGUGUAUACGGGGAUGUGUCUGAGGAAGCUGGGUCUGGUUCCCGAGAAGCACAGUGGGUUCAGGACCUUUGACAUUGAGGAGAAGUACAGGUACAACAGCUGCAUCUACAGGAGCCUGAUGCUGGUUCACAGCCGGACGCCGCAGGAGAUGUUGAAGAUCUGGUCGUGGAUCGUCCGUCCGGAGCUGGAGUGCCAGUGAACGCCGUCAAUGAUUGUUCGAAUAUAACCUUUUUAAAUUAUUUUAAAUCCUGAACAACCUCUGUGUUAAUUUUUUUUAAAGAAAUUUAAAUAAUUUAUUAACUGUAUUUUAAAGUCGACUGUAUUUGUGAAUAAUUUCUUUUCCAUAAGUUUUAUAUUCACAUAAAAGAAAGGAGCAUAUUUGGCAUCAUUUUCCCCCACUGCCGCUAAUGUCAGCAAGAUAGCGUGUGUGGAGGAUACCCCAAUGUCUGCACAUGCUAACUGCUAACACAUAUAAACAUAAGGUUAGCAUGCAGCAGGCUAAUGUUAGAGUGUGGUACGCUGCAUUUGGAAAGUUUCUCAUGUUUGGGACUCGCAGUCGUCAUUGGACAACUGAAGACAGAUGUGUAAUUUCAGAGUUGGUCGUGUCAGGGUUAAAAAUAAUGUGUAUCAACACUUUAACACUAUAUCCAUCAUAUUGGGUUUAAUUACCCUGUUUUUGAGCUUUCCUUAAACUCGAUGUAAUGUGGUUAAACGUCCAAUGCGUUAGGAUUUAGUGGCAUCUAGUGGUGAGGUUGUAGAUUGCAACCAGCUGCGACCAAGCGUGUAGGAGAACCUACGGCGGCCUUCAGGUAACAUAAAAAUGCCUAGUCUGUGUCUAGAGUCGGUGUUUGGUUUGUUCGUUCAGGGCUACUGUAGAAACAUGGCGGUGCAACAUGGCGGGCUCCAUGGACGCUAUGUAGAUAUGAAGGGCUCAAUCUGAGCUAACGUACGUGAUUACGAAUAUUCAAUUUCUGCCAAUAGAUUCUACUAAAUCCUACACACUGGUCCUUCAAGAAUUAUGUUGUGCUCUGUAUGCUACAUGCUAAUGCUACCACUGCUAUGUUAUCAUGGUACUGCUAAUGUUUGUAUAUGUGCAGCUAGCAUGCGUGCAGGUUGAUUAUUUCGCCCAUAUAAACUCUGAAUCAGUUUUUGGUUGACGUGCUCUUCCUCCUGUUCAUACAACACAUUACAAAGAUCCCUUCCUCAUGUCAUUCAGCGUGAGUGAGUCCUCGCUCUGAGAGAAAGUCUAUUCAACGCUUUAUCUAAAGGUCAAAUGAGUCAAAACAAGUGGUGAUCUUCCAAAUUCGCACUUUUAUUACAAAAUUCCCUCUUUUUAAUUUUAGUGUUUCUGUGCAGUCGAGGAAUUGAAACACAAAGGGACCAAAGAAACUGUAAAUAUGUAAAAUAUUAACUCUUUUUAUUAACUCACUUGCUCAUAUUAGCUUAGCUGAACUUUUGGAUAUAAGUUGUACAGUGAACGCAGACUGUGGAAGGGAUUUCUGCAUGGCCAGUAUGGACAGGAGGGGGGGUGCAUGUCUGUCUGUCUCCAUGUGACUUCACAUCACGUGAGCCACUCUGCAAAUUAGCAGCAUUAUCACGUGCGUGUUGAUUUUCCAGUGGAUAUUAUUCAUGUUUACAGACAUUUUUCAAUAUGCACCGUGCUCAUGUAUUAAAAGCUAAAGAGAGAUGAUGGGAGAUUUAAUCUCGAUGGUUUAAUGAUAUUUAAUAAGCCACUACAAGGACAGCAUAGAUCUCCACAGACUUUCUAAUUUCACAUUUGUACAGUAAAAAUGAAAAAACGCUCUGUAUUCUUUGUUUUUAACAUCCCAACUGUUGCUGCUGUUACUGAGAAUUGAUCCUGUAUAUUUGUAUUUGUAUUGACGAAGGACCAAGUCAUUGUCUGUUCUGUAGUUUGUUUAUAUUUUUCUUUAUAGUUUAUGGUUUUUUCCCUUCAUGAGUAAAAUUAAAAAUAAUCUUUUUGUGUCUUGUAUGUAUAAUUGUGUUGUUUUUUUGUUUUUUUAUAAAUAAAAUAUAAGCAAAAAUUGAA
Seriola aureovittata is the source of this 3854-nucleotide messenger RNA. Its product is annotated as N-acetyllactosaminide beta-1,3-N-acetylglucosaminyltransferase 2-like. Gene Ontology annotation, cellular component: membrane. The transcript has 3 exons. The record is from RefSeq and is a predicted model, not a curated record. The coding region runs from base 804 to 2006 and encodes 400 amino acids. Lineage: Eukaryota; Metazoa; Chordata; Actinopteri; Carangiformes; Carangidae. Gene Ontology annotation, molecular function: hexosyltransferase activity.